AUGGUGAUGGCGGUGCAGUGGUGGUUGAGUUAUAAUGGUAAUUUAGCGGAGGGCUAUCCGGAAGAAGAUCUUGUAACGAAGCUGCCUGGGCAACCCGAAGUGACGUUCAGACAAUUUGCUGGUUAUGUCGAUGUCGACGUCAAAGCUGGUCGGAGCCUCUUCUAUUACUUUGUCGAAGCCGAGACGCAACCCCACACUAAACCUCUGACCCUUUGGCUCAACGGAGGACCUGGCUGUUCUUCUAUUGGAGGAGGAGCUUUCACAGAGUUGGGUCCAUUUUACCCAACUGGAAAUGGUCGUGGCCUCCCCUCAAAUCUAUUGUUUGUGGAAUCACCGGCUGGAGUAGGAUGGUCUUAUUCGAACAGAAGUUCCGAUUACAACACUGGCGAUGCAUCCACAGCCAAGGAUAUGCUGGUGUUCAUGCUAAGAUGGUUCAAAAAGUUUCCAGAUUUCAAGACUCGACAACUCUUUCUCUCCGGCGAAAGCUACGCAGGACACUAUGUACCUCAAUUGGCAGAUGUUAUACUCCAAUACAACGCACGACGCUCAAAUGGAUUCAAGUUCAAUCUCAAAGGCAUUGCACUUGGGAAUCCGCUUCUGAAGCUCAACCGGGAUGUUCCAGCGACGUAUGAGUUCUUCUGGUCACACGGCAUGAUCUCUGAUGAACUCGGCCUCACUAUCAUGAACCAAUGCGAUUUUGAAGAUUACACCUUCUCAGGUUCACACAACAUAAGCAAAUCCUGCGAAGCCGCAAUGAGUGAAGCCGGAACCAUCAUCACUCGAUACGUCAAUUACUAUGACGUCCUACUUGACAUCUGCUACCCUUCCCUCGUCGAACAAGAGCUCAGACUCAAGAAAAUGGGUACACAGAUGAGCGUUGGUGUGGACGUGUGCAUGAGCUAUGAAGAACAAUUGUAUUUCACUCUCCCUGAAGUUCAAAAGGCUCUCCAUGCUAACCGAACUCAACUGACAUAUCCAUGGUCUAUGUGCAGCGGCCUCUUGAAUUACAAUUAUACUGAUGGGAACACCAACAUACUUCCCAUUCUUAAGAGAAUCGUCAAGAGCAAAAUCCCUGUUUGGGUCUUCAGUGGGGAUGAAGAUUCUGUAAUUCCAAUUCUCGGUUCAAGGACUCUGGUACGAGAACUUGCAGACGAUCUCGACUUCAACACAACAGUUCCCUAUGGAGCUUGGUUCCACAAAGGACAGGUUGGAGGAUGGGCAACAGAGUAUGGGAAUCUACUGACAUUCGCAACCGUAAGAGGCGCUUCUCAUAUGGUGCCGUACUCGCAGCCUUCACGAGCUCUGCAUUUGUUCACCAGCUUUGUGCUUGGCCGGAGAUUGCCUAACAAAACACCUCCUCCUCUUGUAGAUUGA
Molecule: messenger RNA, 1374 nt
Organism: Arabis nemorensis
Lineage: Eukaryota; Viridiplantae; Streptophyta; Magnoliopsida; Brassicales; Brassicaceae
Source: the annotation of a GenBank genome assembly